Pomacea canaliculata is the source of this 5864-nucleotide messenger RNA. Its product is annotated as rab GTPase-activating protein 1-like. The record is from RefSeq and is a predicted model, not a curated record. The transcript is spliced from 26 exons. NCBI's taxonomy places the organism in Eukaryota, Metazoa, Mollusca, Gastropoda, Architaenioglossa, Ampullariidae. Bases 404 to 3580 code for a protein of 1058 amino acids.
CAACGGAAACACGGAUCGUGACGUCAUGCGUCAGCGCCCUCUUCCUUGUUGCCACACAUGUGUGGAUUAAUUUGUUAUGACUGGCUAUCUUCACGGCUGCACCAGGAAUGAAAGGUGCCGACGAAUAUGACAAAGAAAACAGAUUAAGAAGGAUGCAGUGUGCUGCUGCUGCAAGGGGGUGGAGCAGUGUGUCUGAAUGCCAUGUAUGCAAUUAAAUGGAGCAGUUUGCACUAUAAGACUUUAAAUGUUCAACGCUGAGCAUUGAAGAGGACAUUACAGUGCAUUUAUCUUGAUAACACUGAGCAUUGAAGAGGACAUUACAGUGCAUUCAUCUUGAUGUGUGUACUAAUGAUCAACAAGGAAUGAAAAGUUUGUCAAGGCCUGCACAUCUGAGUGGGUGGCUAUGGAGGACACAGUGAGCCAGGAGUCCAUUGAGUCAUCAUCCACUGGAGAUGAAUUUGUAGUUGUAAACGGCGAACCCAAGCUUAAAGUCACAGGUGAUUUCAGUGACAUUGGUGACGCCAUGAUGUCGGAUUCUACUGUGUGUGAUACUCGACUUUCUUCCAGUCCAGGGAGUCCAGAAGAUAGCAAGGAUCUUAGUCAUGUCAUUCCAUCAAGUCAGUCUGUUGGCUUCUUGGCAGAUGACCUUGGACUUGGCGACAUGACAGAGAGUCAAGAGGACCAGUCUGGAGCAGAUCGUGGGCGGUCAGUCUCACUUCCAUCCCUUUCUCUUGGUGACUGCACCAUCUUCAAUGGUGUAACAUACCUCGGAUGUGCUAUGGUGAAUGCUCCACGGUCUGAAGUAGAGAUAUACCGCAACAUGGCAGUCCUGAACAGCCAGUCCCACAGUGCCAUUCCUGUGGCCUUGUCUGUACCAAGUACAUCAGAGGGCAGCGUCAGACUGUCCAUGCCAGACCUCCAGACAGCUUGCAACGAUGGCAACAGUUCAAAACCUUCAGGUGGAUGCGUUAGAUUACUUGAUCCUGGUAGCAACACAGACAUUGCCAGCUUCCGAAUCCAUCGCAUCCUUUUUUGUGCACGAGGACCACCAGACAGUGCUGAGAAAAAGUGCUUUGCAUUCACUUGCAGCCAUGGAGACAGUGCUGAGACGGCUAUUUUUCAGUGUCACGUUUUCCGCUGUGACCUCAGUGAAGCAGUAGCCAAAAUACUGUACUGUUUUGCAACUACAUUCCGCCGUGUCCCCAAGAAAGAGCAUGGCACAUCAACAAGCAGUCUGACAGAACUUCCAGAUACUGAGCAGGAUUUCACCUUCACAGUUGGCCUGGAAUUCAAAGAGGAUGAUGGCAAGGGCAGCUACUCUACCUGUCCGAAAGACAAAAACAUUUUCAAGUUCCGAGUAAACUCUGAGAAGCGACUUGCCAUCACUGUUCAGCACGGUGGCCCGCAUCAGCUGAAAAUAGAGAGGUGCUUUGGCUUGCUGAUAUCACCAGGGCGCAAUGUCAAGCACAGUGACAUGCAGCUGAUAGAACUGGUAAGCAUGGGAUAUACUUCUGAUGACAGAACAUACAGCAUUGCUGGCCACUGGGAUCCCACAGAGAAAUGCUUUGAGAUUCUCAACACUGAAACAGAGAAAGAUACCAGAGUUUUCCUAACCGUCGCUGUGGACCUUGUUAUCUUUGGGAUACAAGAGCCUGUUCGCUUUGCUCUGGAGGUGCGGGCCAAAGUGUAUCCCACCAGUGAACGGUUCUGGCAAUUCACUAAAAAGCCUCAUUAUGAACGCUUCUUUGUAAAGCUGAAACAGGUGGAGGGUCAGGAUUGUGAGCCAGCAUAUGAGGUGCUCAAGGUGGAUAGCCAAACUGACCGUGACCGCCGCAACACUAGCCUCAGCCUCAACUUGCAGUCAGCCAGCAAAGUGCCCCCAGAGCCAGUUCAAACUCCACAGGAUCCUGAGGAUGAGUCAGACACUGAUGAGCCUCUGCUGAGUGGAUCAGGCAUUGUCAGCAAAGAGGUGAAAGAUGGCAACCUUUUGGAGGCUUGGGCAGAGGUGCUGACACGCUGGCACAGCAACCUAUCUUCCCGUCCCAAGCAGGUGACCAGCCUUGUCCGCAAAGGCAUUCCAGAGGCACUGAGGGGCGAAGUCUGGCAAUUGCUGGCAGGUUGUCAGGACAGCGACCACCUGCUAGAGCAAUACCGAGUCCUGAUCACUAAGGAUUCUCCUUCUGAAGCUGUGAUACAAAGAGAUGUCAAUCGCACCUUCCCAGCUCACGACUUCUUCAAAGAGAGUGGAGGUCUGGGACAGGACUCCUUGUACAGAAUCAGCAAAGCCUACUCUGUAUAUGAUGAAGAUAUUGGCUAUGUGCAAGGUCUCUCAUUCCUAGCUGCUGCCCUGCUCUUGCAUAUGCCAGAGGAGCAAGCCUUCUGUGUGCUGACCAAGAUCAUGUUUGACUAUGGCCUCCGUAACCUCUUCAAACAGGGCUUUGAGGAGCUGCACCUUAAGUUCUACCAGCUGGAGCGCUUGCUACAGGACCAGAUGAGUGAUCUAUAUGAACACUUCAUGGAUAUGGGACUGGAGGUUCACAUGUUUGCCUCCCAGUGGUUCUUAACGCUGUUCACAGCAAAGUUCCCUCUCCACGUCGUCUUCCACAUCCUUGACCUCUAUCUGAGUGAGGGUAAUCUCAUGAUAUUUAGUGUGGCACUGGGCCUUUUGAAGCUGUCUCGCAAAGACCUGUUGUCACAUGACUUUGAAGGGGUGUUGAAGUAUUUCCGUGUACAUCUGCCAAAACGUUUCCGAACAGAAGAAGCAGCUAUAGAGCUCAUGCAGACAGCUAUUGCUCUGAAGGUGACGGGAAAGAAAAUCAAGAAAUAUGAAAAAGAAUAUGCAGCAAUGAAGGAACAGGCAAUGCAGCAAGAAGAUCCGGUGGAACGUUAUGAUAGGGAGAACAAGCGGCUGCUGGACAACAACAUGCGCCUGGAACAAGAGAAUGAUGACCUGGCGCAUGAACUGGUAGAGAGCAAGCUACUUCUCCGCAGUGAACUGGAUCUUGUGCAUGACCGAUGUGAGCUUCUGGAUAAAGACCUCACUCAGACCCGGAAAACACUGAAAGAAACAGAGGAGGAGAAGAAACGCCUAGAGGUGGAAUCAGCUCAGCUGAAAGAGAUGUGCCGACGCGAGUUGGAGCGUGCUGAGCAGGAGAACACGAGAAACACUGCCAUCAUCUCUGACUACAAACAGAUUUGUUCUCAGCUGAGCGAGCGCCUAGAGAUGCAGCAGAAGGGGGCCAGGGAAGAGCUUAUGAGAAUAAAGUGCCAGAUCAAGAACUGUGAGGCAUGCUCCAAGAUGCUGGAUGCAGAUGGCAAAAUCAAGCUGCCAGAAAUGAGAAACAAUGAGCUGGAUGAAAAUUCCGAUGUAACCCUUCUUAAAAGACAGGUGCGAGAGCUGGAGUUGGAACUGGCACAGACAAAGCUGGCCCUGGUUGAAUCCGAGUGCAAGACACAAGACUUAACCCACCAGCUCAGCACAGCAUUGUCUGAGAUCCAGGCCUCCAAAAACACCUGGUUUCACAAAACACUGACCUCUAUCCGUGAAGUAGCUAACACCAAGAAAGACCCUAAAGAAUGAUUGCUUGCCUAGCACAGCAAGGUCUAGUAAUAGCAAGGCAAAAUGCAUUGCAGCAAUGCUUCUGAACUGCCCUCAGCUUCUUCUCCAACUCCUUUGCUGUUCUUGUCCACAAACUCUUCUUUAAGAGGGAGAAAAGACCGGCUCUGGCUUCUACGCUGCAAAGAUUUGCCAUGAAUGUGAAACAUAAUAAAACCAUAUGCCAUUCAUUUUUGUGUUAAAAAGGAAGUUGCUUAAUUUACAAGAUCCUGUGCAUUUCGGUUUUAACUCGGGCACAAGGAAAAUGAAAUGAAAAGGGUCCCCCAUAGAAAUGAAAGAGAAUCAAGCGCUUUGCUGGAGUACUCAGCUUUGUAACCAAGUUUCCAUAACCUGCACGUUCAUUUUGCAUGAAAAACAUUUAAGAAAAGAGUGGUUAAAUGUGACAAAUAGCACCAGCACUCAAGUCUGUGGAGUGGUGGUCAGCAAGUGAAGGCAGGAUGUCUACAUGCUUGUGAUGACAUGUCAAGCACCCAAUCAACCUUUGCUAGGUGUCUUUUUAUCUCUGUGAUGUGGUGACAGUUUCACAUGAAUGCAAUGAAUAUGAGCAGCUUUCUGCUAGUGCUUGAAGCAGAACCUGAGCUGUGAUCAAGAUUUUGAAUCUCUGUUCCUGUGGAUGUUCUUUUUGCCCAGACUGUGUGGUGAUUUGUUCAGUAUAUAUUCACUCACUCUAGUCCGGCCUUUGCUUCAAAAAAAGGAGGGUGGGGGUCAAAACAUUCCAUUGCCAGGCAAAAGGGAUGACAGUGAGAGUUAUAACUUGCUAGCGGUUUAUAUGCUUUAUUAAAAACAAAAUGUCUAGCUAGUCUUGGUGUCUUUAUCACAUGCGUAAUUUGCUGCAUGCAGCAAUAGUGGUAUUUUUGAAGAACCUGCAUCUUCAUCAUUUGGUUGUGUGCAGUGCACUGUGUAAUUUAUGGUUAUAUUCUUUUGUAUUUAAUUGUAUGUUCAUUUUCUAAUGGACCCAAUGCAGGAGAUAUGAGGGGUAAGAGAGGUGUGUACAAAGAUAUUUGUAUGGGUAUUCCAUGUACAAAAGUGUUUUUGUAAGUAGCCUGCAUACAUUUUUUGAGGGUUGGGGUGGUGGGGAGGUCAUCGGUUUUGUCUUUGUAUAUUUGUGGCUUUAACUAUGAAAAAUGUAACAACUCUGUAACCUACUGUAUAAGGCUGCUGCCAGUGGAAACUGAUGAAUCUUGUGCAUAAUGUUUACAAGUCCAGGGGUCUUUUUGAAAUGAAUAUGCAGUUUUAAUGGACAGCCUCUCCUUUUGAACAUCCCCAAGCAUUGUUUUGACAGUGUUUUGAUGUGUAUAACUUUGCCUGUUGGCAUUUCAAGAAACAGGAAUUGAACGCAACCGGAAAUCCAGAAGGAAGUGGGUUAACAAGACUUUUACCUCUACGAAUUCCCUUUUAGAUGCUCACUUACAUGUGGAAGGAAAAAAAAAAGAGGACCAUGAAUGAUAUUAUUUUAUGCAGUUCUUAUUUUUGGCCGUAUCAGCUUUUGGUAUUUGGAUUUGUAGAGAUUGAGCACGUCACCUGGUCAGGCUGGCCAUCUAUGUGCCAUAGCCCUUUUUUGUGUGUGUGAGGUGGUAUAAUUCUCACUUGUCACCUUGAAGAGUAAAAUGCAUUUGGCAUUACAGAGAAAAAAAACUUUGUGAUGAAGUCAGUCCUUUAGUUAUGAAAUUGUGGAAAAGCUUUAUAGUUACAGAUUAUUUAACUGGGCAGAAAAAAAAAGGCAUCUGAUUUGCUCAUGUAGGUGUGCUGAGUGCAUGUUUUCAUGACAUAGUACCGAAUACCAACUGUGAGCAAAUUUUUUUUUUACCACAAUACAUUUGUAUACUUCAUUUUGGUGUCCUGAACACGAUAUUCCUUUAAAAAAAAAGUUUCCACUACAUUAAUUCUUGUGCUCUGCUGUGUGAGACUAGUCAACGUGUUUAAUAUUUUCAUGUUUUUACUGCUAGAAUGAUAGUUCUGCCUUUCCCCUACCACCUCCCCACACCCACCCAUUCUCUCAACACUCCAUUUCUGAAUCCUUGAGUUUAAGUUUCCAAAAGAUGGCCAAGGACUUAAAAAAUUUUCUUGCUAUAGAGAUUGGCCAUUAAAAUUGCUCAGAUAUUUUGCAUCAGUAGGCUGGAUGGGGUGGCACAUGAAAAGAACAGGCCUGGUAUGGUGGCAAUGAUUUUAUAACAUUUUAGACAAAUGACCAUGUUUUCUUUAAAUGAUUUUUUCCUCAGCUCAGAAAUAAACAAUCUGGACAUUGCAA